Molecule: messenger RNA, 4526 nt
Organism: Prionailurus viverrinus (fishing cat)
Lineage: Eukaryota; Metazoa; Chordata; Mammalia; Carnivora; Felidae
Gene: KDM4A
Product: lysine demethylase 4A
Exons: 22
Coding region: 159-3362 (1067 amino acids)
Biological process (GO): chromatin remodeling
Cellular component (GO): nucleus
Molecular function (GO): histone H3K36 demethylase activity; histone H3K9 demethylase activity
Source: RefSeq, a predicted model, not a curated record
AGAGGCCGACUUUCUAGAGGAGGCGGAGCUUCGCCCUUCGCCGGCUGAAAAAGCAGUAGAUACGGCUAGUGGCGACAGCAGGAGCCCAGCAUUAGCCCUGCCGGGGCGGUGGGCUUUAGGUUCCUGUCUGACCAGAGUGACUUCAAAAAGGAGGGAAAAUGGCUUCAGAAUCUGAAACUCUGAAUCCCAGUGCUCGGAUAAUGACUUUUUACCCGACCAUGGAGGAGUUCCGGAACUUCAGUCGAUACAUGGCCUACAUUGAAUCCCAAGGAGCUCAUCGGGCUGGGCUGGCCAAGGUUGUUCCUCCAAAGGAGUGGAAGCCCCGGGCGUCCUAUGAUGAUAUUGAUGAUCUGGUCAUUCCUGCCCCCAUCCAACAGUUGGUGACUGGGCAGUCUGGCCUCUUUACUCAGUACAACAUACAGAAGAAAGCCAUGACUGUUCGAGAGUUCCGCAAGAUAGCCAAUAGUGAUAAGUACUGUACCCCACGCUACAGUGAGUUUGAAGAGCUUGAACGGAAGUACUGGAAAAAUCUCACAUUCAAUCCUCCAAUCUAUGGUGCAGAUGUGAAUGGCACUCUCUAUGAAAAGCAUGUCGAUGAGUGGAAUAUCGGGCGGCUGAAAACCAUCCUGGACUUGGUGGAGAAGGAGAGCGGGAUCACCAUUGAGGGUGUGAACACCCCGUACCUGUACUUCGGCAUGUGGAAGACCUCCUUUGCCUGGCACACUGAAGACAUGGACCUGUACAGCAUCAACUACCUGCACUUUGGAGAGCCAAAGUCCUGGUACUCUGUCCCCCCGGAGCACGGAAAGCGGUUGGAGCGCCUUGCCAAAGGCUUUUUCCCUGGAAGUGCUCAAAGCUGCGAAGCUUUUCUCCGCCACAAGAUGACUUUGAUUUCCCCUUUAAUGCUGAAGAAAUAUGGAAUUCCCUUUGACAAGGUGACUCAAGAAGCUGGAGAAUUCAUGAUCACUUUUCCUUAUGGUUACCAUGCCGGCUUUAACCAUGGCUUCAACUGUGCGGAGUCCACCAAUUUUGCUACCCGGCGGUGGAUUGAGUAUGGCAAACAAGCUGUGCUGUGCUCCUGUAGAAAGGACAUGGUGAAGAUCUCCAUGGAUGUGUUUGUGAGGAAGUUCCAGCCAGAAAGGUACAAACUUUGGAAAGCGGGGAAGGACACCACAGUUAUCGACCAUACUCUGCCCACGCCAGAAGCAGCGGAGUUUCUUAAGGAGAAUGAACUGCCUCCAAGAGCCAGAAACGAGGAGGAGUGUCCAGAGGAGGAUGGCAUGGAAGGGAUUGAGGAUGGAGAGGAGGGUGACUUAAAGAGAAGCCUAGCCAAGCAUCGUAUAGGGACAAAGAGGCACCGAGUUUGUCUUGAAAUACCCCAGGAGGUGAGUCAGAGCGAGCUCUUCCCCAAGGAGGAGCUGAGUACGGGACAGUACGAUUUGACGGAGUGCCAGGCUGCCCUCGCUCCCGUGAGGCCCACCCACAGCUCUGUGCGGCAAGUUGAAGACGGCCUUCCCUUCCCAGAUUAUUCUGACUCCACGGAAGUCAAAUUUGAAGAGCUUAAAAACGUCAAACUGGAAGAAGAGGAUGAGGAGGAAGAGGAGGAACAAGAAGCGGCUGCCUUGGAUCUUUCUGUGAAUCCUGCCUCUUUAGGGGGACGCCUUGUCUUCUCAGGUUCCAAAAAGAAAUCAUCUUCUAGCCUGGGCUCCAGUUCUUCACGGGAUUCUAUUUCUUCCGACUCAGAAACCAGUGAGCCUCUGGCCUGCCGAGCCCAAGGGCAGUCGGGAGUUCUCACUGUGCACAGCUAUGCCAAAGGGGAUGGCAGGGUCACCGUGGGAGAGCCCUGCACCAGGAAGAAGGGUAGUGCCACCGGAAGUGUCAGUGAGCGGGAGCUGGCAGAGGUGGCUGAUGAAUACAUGUUUUCCCUGGAGGAGAAUAAGAAGUCCAAGGGCCGUCGUCAGCCCUUAAGCAAGCUCCCACGCCAUCACCCGCUUGUGUUGCAGGAUUGCGUCAGUGAUGAUGAGUCCUCUGAACAGCCGACCCCCGAGGAGGAGGCUGAGGAGACAGAGGCCUGGGCUAAGCCCCUGAGCCAACUAUGGCAGAACCGACCCCCGAACUUUGAGGCCGAGAAGGAAUUCAAUGAGACCAUGGCCCAGCAGGCCCCUCACUGCGCUGUCUGUAUGAUCUUUCAGACUUACCAUCAGGUGGAGUUUGGAGGCCUUAGUCAGAGCUGUGGAAACGCUCCAGAUUUAGCCCCCCAGAAGCAGAGGACCAAGCCAUUGAUUCCUGAAAUGUGUUUCACCUCGACUGGCUGCAGCACAGACAUCAACCUUUCUACCCCUUACCUUGAGGAGGACGGCACCAGCCUUCUAGUUUCCUGCAAGAAGUGCAGUGUCCGGGUCCACGCCAGUUGCUAUGGAGUACCCCCUGCAAAGGCUUCUGAAGACUGGAUGUGUUCUCGGUGUUCCGCCAAUGCCCUGGAGGAGGACUGCUGUUUGUGCUCAUUACGAGGGGGAGCCCUCCAGAGAGCCAAUGAUGACAGGUGGGUCCACGUCUCGUGUGCUGUGGCUAUUUUGGAAGCAAGGUUUGUCAACAUUGCCGAAAGAAGUCCGGUGGACGUGAGCAAAAUACCCCUGCCCCGCUUCAAACUGAAAUGUGUCUUCUGUAAGAAGCGGAGGAAAAGAGCCGCCGGCUGCUGUGUGCAGUGCUCCCAUGGCCGCUGUCCAACUGCCUUCCACGUGAGCUGCGCCCAGGCUGCCGGAGUGAUGAUGCAGCCGGACGACUGGCCUUUCGUCGUCUUCAUUACCUGCUUUCGGCACAAGAUUCCGAAUUUGGAGCGUGCCAAGGGGGCCUUGCAGAGCAUCACCGCAGGCCAGAAGGUCAUUAGCAAGCACAAGAACGGGCGCUUCUACCAGUGUGAGGUGGUCAGGCUCACCACCGAGACCUUCUAUGAAGUCAAUUUUGACGAUGGCUCCUUCAGUGACAAUCUCUAUCCUGAGGACAUAGUGAGCCAGGACUGCCUCCAGUUGGGUCCUCCUGCUGAGGGAGAAGUGGUCCAAGUCAGAUGGACAGAUGGCCAAGUCUACGGAGCCAAAUUUGUGGCAUCCCAUCCUAUCCAGAUGUACCAGGUGGAGUUCGAGGACGGCUCACAGCUUGUGGUUAAGAGAGAUGACGUGUACACGCUGGAUGAAGAGCUUCCCAAGAGAGUCAAGUCUAGACUGUCAGUAGCCUCAGACAUGCGCUUCAAUGAGAUUUUCACGGAGAAAGAGGUUAAACAGGAAAAGAAACGGCAACGAGUGAUCAACUCAAGAUACCGGGAAGAUUACAUCGAGCCUGCACUAUACCGAGCCAUCAUGGAGUAGGUGCUUCCAGGGGCCGAGAGGUGCCCAGCCAUCAAGGCGAGAGCACUCUGGGGUUCCACAGCACAGCAGACACUUGGAACUCUGAAGUCUCUGAAAGUGAAGUUGUAAAAUGAAAAGGAAUGGAAUAACCGACCCCAUCGUCUUCUCACGCCCCUACCCGCCACCCCCCCCCCCCCCUUCGCAUUCCGCUGUAGUGAAAGGACAAGCCUUUCUUGGACAUGUGGCAGCAGCCGCCUAUCACCCAGCUGAAGGGCUGAGCACUGAAAUGCUGUGGCUGCAGUCUCCAGUGGGGUUGACUGUGCUGGCCGGGCUGGUUGCCCUGUUCCUGGCCUAGGACUUAGCUUCCUAACAAUCACCUGCACCGACUAGGCAGAGGUGCUGGUGCUUACUCCCUCUCCCCUUUUGUAUUUAUGUGUGCGCGCGUAUAUGUGUGUGUGUGUGUGUAUGCGCGUGCGCACGCGUGUGUGUACGUGUGCGCACAUGUAUGUUUGGUUUGGACCAGCUUCUGCCAGCCCCUGGCCUUUACUUUCUUCCUUGCCUGUCCAGGGCAAACAAAAUGUGAAAUUCUGCCCUCAGCUGAGUGGAGUAAAGGCUCCUGGGGGUUGGCUGGAGAUGAGUGUGGCAUCUAUCUGUCCCUGGAACAGCCUCAAGGAAGUGCUGGCAAAGCUGCAGUAUUGAGAUGUUAAGGAGUUAAUGCCACCUCUUUGUCCUGUCUUGAAGGAGCAGAUAGGGGCAGUGUGGGUUUGUGCCCAUAUCAUUCUAGGCACAGAGCCCCUGUGGCACAGUAUUAGAGGGUGUGGGUGGGGAACACCCUGAAGGGGGGAUCUUAAUGAUGGAAGCAGGCAGAGCCUGGUGGGUGAUUUUGUCAACAGAAAAUUUGCAAUCAUGCAGGGGCUGGGAGGGUUAAGAUGAACUGGGGCCACUGGAGACCAGGGGCAGGUUUAGGUAUGCCCCUGGUCUGGGGGUGGGAGGGAGCUGAUUUGGGGGUGGGGGAGGGACUGGAGGGCAACACUGAAGGGGUUAAACAGGUUUUGCUCCUCAUGAAUUUGUUUGCCUGGGAUUGGAGGGCUUCACACCUAUACCCUGUGUAUACAAGAAUCAGAUUUAUAAUACUUCCCUGUUUUUUGUUACGUAUGAACGCUAUAAACCAAAUUAUUUUGAAAA